Messenger RNA from Trematomus bernacchii (emerald rockcod), 3409 nucleotides. RefSeq names its product solute carrier family 39 member 6 (gene slc39a6). Bases 253 to 2298 code for a protein of 681 amino acids. The record is from RefSeq and is a predicted model, not a curated record. Gene Ontology annotation, molecular function: zinc ion transmembrane transporter activity. Gene Ontology annotation, cellular component: membrane. The transcript is spliced from 12 exons. Gene Ontology annotation, biological process: zinc ion import across plasma membrane; intracellular zinc ion homeostasis. Lineage: Eukaryota; Metazoa; Chordata; Actinopteri; Perciformes; Nototheniidae.
ACCUUGGUAGUGCUGAGAGCAUAAAUCCAACGUGUUUCUGUUUACAUGAGAUUAAAGACACGCGUGGCUCCAACCGGAGGAGGCUUCAUAUUUUUUAUGGUUUUAUGGUUUUAUUUUAUGGACUGAUGUGUUGUUAAAGUACCGGGUGGAGCAGCUGGCUGAGGCCGUCUGUCGUUAACAUUCUCCCGGGAAAUAAACGCGGUUAGCCCGGUGGCUAAUCCAGAAAACACACGUUAGAGAGGGUCUGCAGAGAUGUUGUUGUUGUUGCUGACGUUUCUUCUCGCCGUUCGUCUUUGCGGCGCUGCGACGGUGGUCCCUGAAUGCACCACAGAGAGCAGCUCUGCGGUGCGUUCACUGUCCGCCGGGGUGGACGCUCUGAGGGCCGAGCAGAGCCAGAGACAGCACCUGGAGGCUCUGUUCAACAGAUAUGGAGAGAACGGCAGCAUCUCUUUAGCCGGGUUAAAGCUCCUCUUACAGAACGUAGGUUUGGAUCGAAACCGGAGCGUUACGGUGCAACAUCACGAGAAACCUGGCCAUCAUCAACAUCAUCAUCAUCAUCAGGAAGAAAACCCCCACCACCACCAUCAUCAUCACCACCAUCAUCAUCAUCACCACAACAACAACAACUCCCACACACACAAGUCUCCAAAGACCUCGGAGGUGUCCAAAGAUCAGGACAGUUUGCAGGACAGGAAGAGCGUCUCCUCGGCGGUUUUCAGCGCGCAAAUGAUGGUGAAAUCGGACGAGAAUCAGGAGACGAACGGGACUCCUGAAGAACACGAUCAUGACCACAAUAUUCCCCAUAACCACAGCGAGGGCAGUGUGGAGUGCCUGAACGCCUCCACUAUCCUCUCCUCUCACGGCAUGUCUUCAGGAGGAAGCGUCUCCUUCGCUGACUUCAGCUUCCUCUGCCCGGCGCUCCUCCACCAGAUCGACGACGGAGCCUGCAUCCGGCACAGAAGCAACAAACAUGUUGUUCAUGUUCACGUUCACCAGGGGAACCAAAACGCCUCGGAGCAGGACGACCAACCCGGAGGAGACAUCGCCAAAAACGUUGCCAUCGCGUGGGUCGGGGGCUUCCUCUCCAUCACGGUGAUCAGCCUGCUCUCGCUGGCCGGAGUCGUUCUCAUCCCGCUGAUGAACAAAGUUUUCUUCAAGUUCCUGCUCAGCUUCCUGGUGGCGCUGGCCGUGGGGACGCUGAGCGGAGACGCCUUCCUGCACCUCAUCCCGCACUCUCAGGGCGGCCACCAUCACCACCACGAGGAUUCUGGGAUGAAUGAUUCGGGACACGAGCACCACGAGGAGGAGAACCUGGACGGCGUUUGGAAAGGUUUGACGGCUCUGAGCGGCGUGUACAUCAUGUUCCUGAUCGAACACUUCCUCACGCUGGGGAAGAUGUACAAGGACAAGAAGCAGAAGGUCCAGAAGAACGAUAAAGCAGAUGCAGAGAAGCAGCCGGCGCUGGAGGACCUGAAGCCGGCUGAAGAGGUGGAAACUAACGGCGCGGCGAUGUUCGGCGCCCCGUCCCUCGCCCUGCGGGGGGGCAGCGAGGCCGAGGAGCAGCAGGUGAUGUUAGAGCCCGAAGUUUCCAUCGUUUCGGCUCCAGAAGAAUCCGUGGACUACACGGCGGAGGACUGCGAGAACAAAUGCCACUCCCACUUCCACGACACGGUGGGAAACGCAGACCGGCAGCACCACCAUCACCACGACUACCACCACAUCCUGCACCACCACCACUCCCAGAACCACCACCCCCACUCCCACUCGCACUCCUACUCCGAGCAGCACUUCCAGCAGGCCGGCGUGGCCGCGCUCGCCUGGAUGGUCAUCAUGGGGGACGGGCUGCACAACUUCAGCGACGGCCUCGCCAUCGGCGCUGCCUUCACGGAGGGUCUGUCCAGCGGCCUCAGCACCUCCGUGGCUGUGUUCUGCCACGAGCUGCCUCACGAGCUGGGGGACUUUGCGGUGCUGCUGAAGGCGGGAAUGACGGUGCGUCAGGCCAUUCUCUACAACGGGCUGUCGGCCUUGAUGGCGUACCUGGGCGUGGUGAUCGGUAUAUUGAUCGGACAUUACGCGGAGAACGUGUCCAUGUGGGUCUUCGCCCUCACAGCCGGACUCUUCCUGUACGUGGCGCUGGUGGACAUGGUUCCUGAGAUGUUGCAUAACGACGCGGGCGAUCACGGCUUCAGCCACUGCGGCUUCUUCCUGCUUCAGAACGCCGGCAUCCUGCUGGGUUUCUGCAUCAUGUUGCUCAUCGCCGUCUUCGAGCACAAAAUCCAGCUGGACCUGGGAUACUGACGGAGACGAGGUUCCCCCUGAAACCCUGACAUCACUCAUGUCAUCACUUCCUGUCCCCUGCUCUCGAAGUCAAUGGUUUUCUGGAUGUGUUUUUGGUUAUUAGCCUGAAAUAAGGUGUGUGGAAAAGUGAAUUUAAAAACGGAGGAUGCUAACAAGUGUCUAAAUGAGACGACUGAACAUCAUCACGCUUAACAUUAGCCGCCUUUAGCUUAGCGGUGGUGACGUGCUGUAGUUUCUUUAUGACAUCAUAAACUUCAGUUUGACACAGACAUUUUUUUUCUCUGCAAUAAUCCAAAAUCACAUGGAGGAAUCCCAUUGGACCGGGGAGAUGCUGCCUUCAGGGUCCAACACAGAAAUAGGUCAUCACUGUAUUCAGUGUGUCUGUCAGAAGUGUAGUGCUUUAUUUUUUUAUUUGUUAUAGACCUUAGUAAGCUUUGUUUAGCGUGUGUUUCCACAUGAAGCGGGAAGGAGCACCAGUUCAAACACAGAAAUGUUGCACAGGAAGUUGCCAUGUCUCGAGACUCAGAUAGAAGCUUUUUAUUUUCUUGGACAGCUGUUAAAAGUCCACAUAAAAAGCUCUUGAGGCUGAUUGGAUCCAUUUUUAAAAAUAUAUUUACUAAACUAUCAAGGUUUUUUUUCACCCCAUAAUAUCAGAUUUUGUCGUUUUUAUAAUGUUUAAAUCACAUUAUAAAAUCAUGAUUAAAGAAUCUGAAAAAUGUACGAUAUUAAAAACUGACGCUUAAAACUAAAAUAUGUUAAAAUCGGGAUAUUUGAAGUGCUUCUGCUUUCCUUCGUUGAUGAGAGUAAAAGUAGCUAUGACUUUAGCAUGAGAGCUUGGUUAGCACGCAAAGGAUUAUGGGAGACUGUAUACUUGACGAUCUGAUUGGACCACGAAAUAAUAACAAAACAGCUGGGAGUAGCCAUGUUGAAACGGUUGCCUUUUUUCUAGAAACAGAAAUAAAUUAAUUAGUUUUUGUUGAUGGAAAUAUUACCAAAUAUUAUAAGUAUUGUCAUGGACGCGGGAAGGGGGGGUGCUGAGGGGGCUGCAGCACCCCCAUCUGCGAGGCUCCACUAGCACCCGCACCCCCAAACGUGGCGCACCUACAGUGUA